AUGGACGAGAUUGAUAGAAGAGGUUUUAUUCCUGAGGCUUUGAUUGAGAACGAGACAAAGUGGUUCUACAACAACCUCGGAAUCGACGACUCGUACUUUGCUACCGAGUCUAUUGACAGCAUUGUCAGUUAUAUCCACUCGCUGUAUGCCGCCAAGGUCGCUGCUUAUGCCCGAGACGAUAAGAAGCUUGUGAUUCGAUUGGACCGUGAGUCGGAAGACCAUGCGGUUUAUAUUGAUACUUCGACUCCUGGAGUCACGAAUCUCGACGGUCCUCGUUACGAGAAGCGUAUUGACGAGAAGUAUCUGACUCCUUCUACUCCAGAAAAUGCUUAUCGUUUGGAGACAUUCCGAUCUGUGGGAGCUGCUAUUGAUACUUCGGGAGUGGCUCAGAAUCUGCGUUGCUACUUUGUUUACAAGUGUAAUUUCCCAUCUACCAAGGAACCCGUUUCUGAGAACGAGACUGAUUUGUUGAAGAUCUCGGACAAGGCUUUCUAUGAAAAGGCCACGGAUCGAACCAAGAUGUUCUACCAAUCGAUUAUUUCCCAGGUGGUUCGUCGUACUGGUCCAGUUAUUGAACUGUACGAAGUCGACGGAUCUCGCGAACGUAGAAUAAUUAUCGGUUAUAGACAGGGCUCGACUCCUGGUUACUUUGCUGCAUUGAGUGAUUUGUAUCAUUACUACGGUUUGACCUCGACUAGAAAGUAUGUCGAGCAAUUUGCCAAUGGAGUUACCAUUGUGUCACUUUACUUGGUGCCUACUAAUGCUCCUCAGACUGCUCGUACUUUGGAGGAGCUUAAGGCUCUUAAACAGUUUCCUCCUAUUGAGAGCUCGAUCCACCAGAUUGUCAAAGAGGCCAGUUUGCUGUACUGUGUUCCUCAAAACACAUUCCAAGACCAUUUUGCCAAGGGCGAUUUGUCUCUUCAAGAGUCUGCUUAUGCCCACUGCGGAUUCAUCUUUGUUUCUCACUUUUUGAACCGAUUGGGUUCGGAAUAUACAACUUUGAUGAGUGUGUUGGACUUGAACAACAGUUCUCAUGUCGAGGUUAUGGAGAGAUUGAAGAGACGUUUGCGUUCGGAAACGUUUACUAGAGAGUACAUUCAGGAGAUUAUCAAUUCUAAUAUUGACGUGAUUCGUCAAUUGUACUUGCAAUUUGCUAAUGAUCACUAUGUUCAAUCUCACGGUGAAGGUGAUGGGUUCUUGCCUACUUUAUCAUACCAACGUCUUCAAACCCAGUCUGUCAUGUCUUCUGAAGAGCUUGAAAGCUUUAUUCGUCGUACUGCCACAAAUGACCACGAGGUGCUUGUUUUGGAGGCUUUGUUGAGAUUCAAUAACCAUGUUUUGAAGACCAACUUCUACACCCCUACCAAGGUAGCUCUGUCAUUCCGUCUCAAGCCAGAUUUCCUGCCCAGCAGUGAGUACGCUCAACCUUUGUUUGGAAUGUUCUUGGUGGUUGGACAGGAGUUCCGAGGAUUCCACUUGAGAUUCCGUGACAUUGCCAGAGGUGGUAUUCGAAUUGUCAAGUCGCGUAACAAGGAAGCUUACUCGAUCAAUGCCCGUUCGUUGUUUGAUGAGAACUAUAACCUGGCUAAUACUCAACAGAGAAAGAACAAAGAUAUUCCUGAAGGAGGUGCCAAGGGUGUCAUCUUGCUCAAUAAUGAGCACCAAGACAAGGCUACCCAGGCCUUCCAAAAGUACAUUGACGCUAUUCUUGACCUGUUGCUUCCAGGAGUUACUCCCGGUAUCAAGGAUGCUAUUGUUGACAAGUACGGAUCAAGCGAAAUUCUGUUCAUGGGUCCUGAUGAGAACACUGCUGGUCUUGUAGACUGGGCUACUGAGCACGCUAAGAAGCGUGGUGCUCCAUUCUGGAAAUCGUUCUUCACUGGUAAGAGUCCUGAACUCGGUGGUAUUCCUCAUGACGAAUACGGUAUGACGUCGUUGUCGGUGCGUGAAUAUGUCAAAGGUAUCUACCGCAAACUUGAAAUUGACCCCAGUCAGAUCAAGAAGUUGCAAACUGGAGGACCCGAUGGUGAUCUUGGAUCCAACGAGAUUCUGCUUUCGAAUGAAAAGUACGUGUCUAUUGUUGAUGGAUCGGGUGUUAUUUGCGAUCCUAAUGGACUCAACCACAGCGAGCUUGUGCGUCUGGCCAAAACGAGACAGAUGAUUAGCGAGUUUGAUAUCAGCAAACUCAGUUCGGACGGUUACCGUGUGCUUGUUGACGACAAGGACGUCAAACUGCCUAAUGGCACUAUUGUUGAGAACGGUACUACUUUCCGUAAUUUGUACCAUUUGAUUGCUGCUGACGAGGUCAAGGACUUGCAAGUAUUUGUUCCCUGUGGAGGCCGUCCUGAAGCCAUUGAUGUUAACAAUGUUGGCAAGCUAAUUGACGAGAAUGGCAAGUCCAAGAUCCCUUAUAUUGUCGAGGGAGCCAACUUGUUCAUUACCCAGAAUGCCAAGCUCCGUUUGGAGGCUGCUGGCGCUAUCAUGUUUAAGGAUGCUUCUGCCAACAAGGGAGGAGUCACCUCAUCAUCACUUGAAGUUCUUGCUUCAUUGGCACUUAACGAUACCGAGUUCUACGAGAACAUGUGUGUUCACAACGGAAUCGUGCCCCAAUUCUACAAGGACUAUGUCAAGGAAGUACAAUCGAUUAUCCAGAACAAUGCCAGAUUAGAAUUUGAGGCUAUCUGGAGAGAACACCAAUUGACCAAGAAGACCAAUUCGUUGUUGUCAGACGAACUUUCACACGCCAUCAACGACCUGACUGAAGAGUUAUCCAAAUCGAACCUCUGGCAAGACGAGGAGUUCCGUAACUCGAUUCUCGGCGAAGCUCUUCCCAAGGAACUCGUCAAGAAAGUGGGACUCGAGACCAUUCUCGAACGCGUGCCCGACUCGUACCUCAAAGCCAUCUUCGGCUCGUACCUUGCCGGCCGCUUUAUCUAUGAACACGGCGCCAGUCCCUCGCAAUUCGCCUUCUUCGAGUACAUGGUCGAGAAGAGAAAGUCCGCUGCUCCUGCUACUCCUGCUACUGCUGUCGCUAACUAA
This is a messenger RNA of Sugiyamaella lignohabitans, 3039 nucleotides long. It is a transcript of the gene GDH2, whose product is annotated as glutamate dehydrogenase (NAD(+)). Gene Ontology annotation, cellular component: mitochondrion. Gene Ontology annotation, molecular function: L-glutamate dehydrogenase (NAD+) activity. The record is from RefSeq and is a predicted model, not a curated record. The transcript is spliced from 2 exons. Lineage: Eukaryota; Fungi; Ascomycota; Dipodascomycetes; Dipodascales; Trichomonascaceae. Bases 1 to 3039 code for a protein of 1012 amino acids.